Molecule: messenger RNA, 9751 nt
Organism: Brassica napus (rape)
Lineage: Eukaryota; Viridiplantae; Streptophyta; Magnoliopsida; Brassicales; Brassicaceae
Exons: 2
Coding region: 2933-4981 (682 amino acids)
Source: RefSeq, a predicted model, not a curated record
UCGUCAAAAACACAUUUUUCCUCAAAAACCGCAAAAAUAUUUUCCGCGAAAACCGUAAAAAUGCUAUUUUUCCGCCGAAACGUAAAAAUUUUUUUUUUUAAUCAUUUUAUUAACAAGUCCACCUGGAUGGAGAUGCAAGUUAAAAAAUGAAAAGCAAACGAACAUAGUUGCAUUCAGAUUAUCUAUUUGGAUGCAUGGACGAAAUGAAAAAACGAACAACAUCCAGAUGGAGUAUCUGGAUAAGACAUCUAGAUGAAUCAUCUGGAUGCAUCUUCGAGAUGUACAGACGAACGGGCCUAUAUAGUAUGGCUUAUUUUACUUUUUACUAGUAUUAUUCGUGUCCCAUUUCUCUUUCAGUCUUUAUGCUAUAAGUCUGGCCGUAUAUUGACUAAUUUCGAAAUAGUUCCACAAGAUUAGCAUCAUCUGUAGUCCAUACCUAUCUGUGACCAUUUUUCUCUUUACCGUCGCAUAAUUUCAAGCUUAAUGCAAAAAGAAAGUUCCAAAAACGCAUGAAAGAAUUUUUUUUUUUUUUUCCAAUAAAUAUUUUUUGAUGAUAAAUAUUUUUAACUACGAAAAUAAAAUUAGAGGGGAGCACAUGAGCCAUAGGAGUUUGAACCUAAAGAGCAGUGAAAAUCCCACUGCUCUGCCACUCAACUGACAUCACAUUGUACCCAUUUUAUGCCUUUUUCUUUCGAUUGUCUUGUACUAGAAAAAGAUUUAUUACAUGAAAAUAACAACUACAAAAUUGAAAUAAUUUUUUCAAUAAUGAAAAUUGUGAAAUAACUGCUUUAAUUAAUCUCUUAUUUAUUCUUUUUUCAUACCUAACUGACAUCACAUUGUACACAUUUUAUGCCUUUUUUAUUCUAUUUUCUUGUACUAGAAAAAGAUAUUUAGUAAAUGAAAAUAACAACUACAAAAUUGAAAUAGUUUUUUUCAAUAACGAAAAUUGUGAAAUUAAAAUUUUAAUUAAUAUCUUAUUUUUUCUGUUUUUUCAUACAUAAAUUUCAUGUUCGGAACUACGCUAGGCGCUAGUCGGGCGGUAAUCUCGGGCCUAACGAAUUACCGAAAAUUUGAGGAGUACUCGGGGAUUACGCGGAGCCUAAUUUUAAAUACAAUUUAGUAUAUUUAUAAUAUAUUUAGCUAAUUUUAAACAUGAUGACACAUGUUCUUAGACAUAAUUAUAUAAUUUUUUAUAUAUAAUUUUAAACAGUCUCUUUUUGAUUCGUCGAACAUUUAGAUUAUGGUGUGUUUGGUACGAAAAAUUUCCUAAAUGAAGUAAUUAUCUGUUCUAAUUGUAAUUAUUUAGUAAUGAAUAAUUACACAAAAUAUGUCAAUAGUAAGUAAAAAAUAAUCAACCGUGUUUCAACUUUACACGGACGAAAAAAGAAAUAAAAACUUAAGCUGUCUAGGCGGGAAUUAGGCGGUCUUACGGGUCAACGCCUAGCUACACCGAUUUGGGCAUAUUCGACACGGUCGAUCUCCGAACAACGACUAGGCAGCCGCGUUUUUAAACAUGGCAUAAAUCACAUAUGAUGCGCCUCGGAUCAUAGACCCGGGCCAGGAUGAUGCGUCCAUGGCUGAGCCAGAUGAUUCUUCAACAAAAGACAAACCAGGAUGGAUUAAUGGUGAGGAUACUGAUCUAAAACCAGCUGAUGAGACUGAGGACGAGCUGGAAUCAGCUGAAGAGAGUAUGCUUGAGCUGAAACCAGCUGAAGUGAUAGUAGAUGAGCUAGAUGAGCUGAGUGAGCUAAGUGAUACUAGCUUGGAGCUGAAUGAGCUAAGUGACACUGAAGAUGGAGCUGGUUUAGUUUCUGGGCGAAAUGAGCAUUUUUCAGCCCAAAAAAAAAUUCAUAACAAAUUCAAUUUGGGUCGGUUUUACACCAAAUUCGACCAGACCUUUCCUCAGUCCAUUUCAAGCCCAUUCUCAUCAAGAAUGCCAAGAGGGAGUCAGCAAGGAAGUCUUGGUCGUGCAUGGGAAAAAGAAUUCAACAAAAAUCAUUAAUUUCGGUCUUUAGUCAAAGUCUUCAUUUCUAGUUUCCAUGUCUUGUUUUUAGCACAUUCUUCUUUGGAUUUCUACAACUUGUAAUCCUAUAUAUAGGGCCUAAGAGCCACGAAAUAACACAAGCUUUUUCCCCUUUUAUUUGAGUUUAUCUAUUUGUUUUUUGUAGAACACUUCUUUGUUUCUUGGUGAGGUUAUCUCCGAGUAAACAGCCUCUAAUUCGUUGGACCUGUGCGUCAUAUCAGGCAACGUUUAGAAAUCCUUCUUUUGGUGGACUUGUGAGUCAUAUCAAGCACCAACUGAAGUCUGGUAGUAUCAUUGGGCCAUCCGCAACCCAUUGUGUCACCGUUCAAUCCAUCAGUUCUCCCUUUUGGCGAGUUCAUAUCCCUUUAGUCCGGUCGAGUGAUCCUUCCCUAUUUUAGGGCGUAUCAAGUGGUAUCAGAGCCACUCAACCGGUACUAUCUAUCCAUCUUUCUCAUCUUUCAUUUCUAAACACUUCUUCUUCAUCUUUCUAUCUCAAAUCCGGGCCACUACCUUACCUAUCGCCAUUCUUCUAUAAAAAAAAAAAAAGAGAAAAGAAAAGAAAAAAAAAAAAAGAUCUAUCAAAAAAAAAAGAGAAAAGAAAAAAAAAAGUUUGAUUUAUUUGGCUAGGUGGUGGAAGAGAAAUCCUGCUGGCUGAGGAGAAAUCCAGCCUUGGAGUGGUUAAUACGGAUUUCAAAACAAUUCUCUUUAUCUUUCUAUCUUGUGUUCAUCUCUUGCUUGCUUGGAGAAAUCCAUUGGGUUAUUUGAUUUGUUCUCUUAGAACUUUGAGAGGAGACUCUUGAGUGACCAUAAAAUCUGAGAGAAACACUUGUGUGGGUGAGAUCAAACACUUGAGAGUGUGAGGAUUAUUUUUAUCUGUUAACCUUUUGUGUUGAGAACUUUCAGGUUAAGAUGUUUGAAGCUGAUCAAAGAAGGCUUUUCAGUCAGUUUGAAGUCUGGGAGUUUUGUGACAACCUUGUGGAGGGUGUGGUAAAAGCCCUCAAGGACGUCAGCAAGAUCCAAAAGAAGAGCACAACCACACGUGCAUCUGUAGCUAAGCCUUCCUUAUUCAUCAAUGAAAAACCCAAAGGUAAAUCUGAAAACAACCUUGAAGAUCAAAAAGAUUUUUCAGAUUCUUUACCAAUUUUUGAUGAGUAUGAUGAAGAGAUGAUUGAAAGUUUGAUCAUUUGUGAGGAUGAAUGUGAUCUUCCAUCUCCAAAAUCUGAUUUUAUGUUUGAUGAUGAAGAGACUAAUGGACUAACCUGUUUUGAACCGGAGCAUCCGAGUAGUCUUGUUCUAUUUUCACAGGAUUUUAAGGAAGAACCAUUCGACUACUCACAUCAAGGACUGCUUCUUGGCACCAGGAGACCCAUGAACGAUGAUCUAGGUCCCAUAUUUGAUGAGGAAGGCGAACCUGGUCCAACCUUUGAAGCGGAAGCACCAAGCAUAACAUCCAUCAUCAUGGAGAACCAACUUUGCUUUGAUCCCGACACAACUCCUACGCCUUUGACCACAUACAUUCAAGAGCACUGUGAGAAACUUGAUUUGAUUAAUUUUCUGUCUGAUCUGUUAGAUAAAGUCAGUUCCAAUGACAUAAAACUUUCUGGUCUUGAUCAUCUUGAAAAGUCAUCUGAGCUUGAUUUGCAACAACUAGUUUUCUGCUCUAGAAAAUCGUUUGAUUCAUUUGUCUUCAAAGAAAAUAGCUUUAGUCUGAGAUCUUAUGGACAUGAACUGAUCACUGGAAUUUUGUUUGCAUCCUCAUAUGCUUUGAAAGAUUUUAUGGUUAGCACAUUGCUGGAACAGAAUUCACAUAAAGCUGAAACAUAUUUUUGUGGUGAUUCUGUUUUGAAACCUGUCCAUUCUUAUUCUGAAUCUGAUCUUGAACUAAAACUUUUGUGUUCUGAAUAUGAUCAAGUUAGGCACGUUUUAGAAAUGUUCUAUGGUAGUUCAUGCCUCGAAAACAUUAUGAUUUACAACACCUUCUUUGAUAAACAUGCUGAGCCUUGGAUAAGAAAUUCUCAAUUUGAACUUAAUCUUUUGUGUUCUAAAUCUGAGAAACUUGCGCAUGAUUUGAAUUUGUUCUUUAGGAACUGUGCUAUCACGUGCCCUGACACCAUUCUGGUGUACAAGACUUACUUUGAUAGGCUUCAUGAUGAUCUGAAACGUGUGCUACAUGUUCUAGGGAAAGAAACUGUGGUUUAUGAUCUGAACAAGUACUUGUCUUGUACAUAUGAUCCUGGUAUUUUAAUGUUUGUUUUGAGUGUCCAGGAUAAACAGGAUCAGUCUCCAAGAGGUGUCAGGAACAGAAGCAGAGAUCGUGCUUAUCAGUUUAAGACUUGGAGAUGCAUGUACUCGAGGAAACCAACUUCAAAACUCCAAGGAAGUUUCUUUCCAAAAUUUUCCUUCACUAAAUUUUACAUGAUUUUUGAAUUCUUUUUGUCUGAUUCAUUUCCUUUUGAUACAGGUAAAAUGGAUUUGAGGUCAAAUCCUUUUCAAGAGGGAGGGAAUGAUGCGCCUCGGAUCAUAGACCCGGGCCAGGAUGAUGCGACCAUGGCUGAGCCAGAUGAUUCUUCAACAAAAGACAAACCAGGAUGGAUUAAUGGUGAGGAUACUGAUCUAAAACCAGCUGAUGAGACUGAGGACGAGCUGGAACCAGCUGAAGAGAGUAUGCUUGAGCUGAAACCAGCUGAAGUGAUAGUAGAUGAGCUAGAUGAGCUGAGUGAGCUAAGUGAUACUAGCUUGGAGCUGAAUGAGCUAAGUGACACUGAAGAUGGAGCUGGUUUAGUUUCUGGGCGAAAUGAGCAUUUUUCAGCCCAAAGAAAAAUUCAUAACAAAUUUAAUUUGGGUCGGUUUUACACCAAAUUCGACCAGACCUUUCCUCAGUCCAUUUCAAGCCCAUUCUCAUCAAGAAUGCCAAGAGGGAGUCAGCAAGGAAGUCUUGGUCGUGCAUGGGAAAAAUAAUUCAACAAAAAUCAUUAAUUUCGGUCUUUAGUCAAAGUCUUCAUUUCUAGUUUCCAUGUCUUGUUUUUAGCACAUUCUUCUUUGGAUUUCUACAACUUGUAAUCCUAUAUAUAGGGCCUAAGAGCCACGAAAUAACACAAGCUUUUUCCCCUUUUAUUUGAGUUUAUCUAUUUGUUCUUUGUAGAACACUUCUUUGUUUCUUGGUGAGGUUAUCUCCGAGUAAACAGCCUCUAAUUCGUUGGACCUGUGCGUCAUAUCAGGCAACGUUUAGAAAUCCUUCUUUUGGUGGACUUGUGAGUCAUAUCAAGCACCAACUGAAGUCUGGUAGUAUCAUUGGGCCAUCCGCAACCCAUUGUGUCACCGUUCAAUCCAUCAGUUCUCCCUUUUGACGAGUUCAUAUCCCUUUAGUCCGGUCGAGUGAUCCUUCCCUAUUUUAGGGCGUAUCAACAUAGGACUUGCUGAUUCUUAUUAUUCUCUGUUUCUAUUCAAGUAUUAGAUGUUAACAUAUGACAUCUUAGUUAACAUAUGACAUGUUAGCUCUCCCGCAUCUUCCCUCUCUAUGAGAAGUGAAUCAUUUCCCGUGUUCAAGCUGGUAUUGAACUCUUCCAAAUCCUUUUUACUUGGGUAUUUCAACGUUGUAUCAAACUAUUUGAAGCUCUUUCGAGCUGUGGUUUCUAGGAUUUAAGUAAAGAUUAUAUGCGGGUCUCUUUACUUCGAACAAGUUUCUCUUUUUAACACUUAUAUCCCAUGUUUUAUUGUUUUACUGUUAUUGUUGUUGAUCUUACCGUCGAGCUUACUCCCAGUCGUAAUCGUUGAAACUUCUUACAUUUGAAUUAAUGAAUUUGUGUUAAAAAAAUAUAUAUGACAUGUUAGUUUUAAAAAAAAACCCUAUGACAUGUUGACGUCAUAAUAAUUACGAAAUGUUAUUAAAACGAUGAAUAAUGUACGGCCACGCAAGUAGCCUACUCGAGGCUCGAGCAGGUCCAUUUUGAUCUUUUCGAUAACUUUAAUUCCACGUUCUGAUUUGUGUGUGUAUGUGAAUACACAUACAUACAUAUCUUUUGUCAAAGAAAAAGAGAUAUACAUAUCGUACGGUCUCUGUUUUACAGCUUACUUAUUUGGUCCCCUUGCUUAUUUUAUAAACAUGCAUGUUUAUUUAUUCGUGCCCUUUCGAGUACCUGUUGGGAUAAGUUAGCUAGGGGUACACGUAAAUAUAAAUAUUCCCUUCUUUCAAACAAAUGUUUACGAAAAUUUCUCUUCUCUCUCUCUCUACAUUUUCCCCUAAGUUAUUUUCUUAGUAAGUACUAUAAUUAGAAACUUAUGGUUCCUAUCAACUUACCAAAACCAGGUCUACUUUGUGCAAGUGGGUCUUCUUCCUCAAACCACGUAUUAUUAUUGUAUUUUUCAAAGAUAAUCUAUUUACCUAGAUUAACCACAAUCUUUAACUCGUAGCACCUUAUAUUAUACAUAUAUAUUAAAUAUAUCAUGAUGAUUUAUAAAUAAGAAUAUUAUUGUUUUGCCAAAGGGUUUACAAAUUUCAAGAUGGAAAGGGACUGCACUUAAUUUUUUUAUCAAGGAAAGGAGAUUCAACAGUUCAAGAGAUGAAAAAUGGCUAUACGAUAUAAUACAUUGGUAAUCUAUGUUUAAUGGUGUAUCUAUGUGUAUACGUGUGUAUUAUAUCUAUCUAUGUGUAUAUGUUUGCAUGUGUGUGUAUGUAAUUGUGUUAUGCGCUUUUUUUUGUAACACCUUUUAGAAAAUAUAUCAGAGCCCAUAAUUGUGUGAUGUGCAUGUAUAUUAUUAUGACGGUUGUAUGAGACCCAUGAUGAACAUAAUUAUGUGUAUACUUUUAUGACGGUUGUAUCUCAUACUGGUGGUGCUGAGCAUUGUUAGAGAAAAUAUCCCACAUUGAAAAUAUUUAAGGGACUUGAAUAAUAUAUAAGAGACUUAGACCAAUACACUAAUCACCAAUUGGUUUUAAGUUACAAGCCCAAGAAACUUGUCAUGGUAUCAGAGUAGGCCCAACACCCUGACCCAUUAAUCCGGUCCGAACAGUGGCCCGAUCAUCCCAUUAACUGAUGGCCCAUAGAAGGCUCAGUUCCGCUGAGAUUGCUAGAAAAUAAAGCAUUGUCUCGGAAAGGGUAUGAUGUUGGAUUCUGCGAGAUUAAUGGUUAUACGCACCAUUAUCUCGAGGGAUGAUAUUGGAGAGAAGAUCUCACAUUGGAAAUAUGUUAGUGACUUGAGUAAUAUAUAAGAGAUUUGGACCAAUACACUAAUCGCCAAUUGGUUUUAAGUUGAAAGCUCAAGCAAACUUGUCAGUAUGUAUUCUCUCUCGGCCAACCAACCCUCAAGCGCGUCAUCUACAUUCUCUCCGGCCCGGAGGCGCGCCCGAGCGCUUGCCGGUGCCGGAGGAGCUCCUUCUCCCUCUACUCAUCUUUCUUUUGCUGCUCCUUCGCCUCUCUCUUCCCCUUCCACAUGCUCGCAACCCUGGAUAUGUGCGUAACUCCGGCGAGUGCUCCUGUGCGCAAGGAGCGUCUCUCUCCGGCGUCUGCAAGCUUUGUCUGGUGCUGUGGUGAGGAGGUAUCAAGGUUUGGUGGAGGAGUGGUCGGCUUUUAGGGUUUAUGGCGGGAUCGUUUUUCUAGAUUUGGUUUUAGAUCUCGCCGGAUUUCUUCGUCUUGAAGGGGUCUUGACGGUUUGCUUCAUCUAUUAGACGGCGGCGGUGUCGUUGUUGAACGGUGGUGUAUCUCGGUAGCAGUGGAGGGUCUCUUGGUCCUCUCCGGUGUCGGCGAGGUUCAACCCUUCCUCUUGUUACCAAGUGAAUUUCGGUGACUCUGUUCACUGAAUGCGCGCCUAGAGUUAAGAAAUGCAGGAGGAGAUGGUGUCUUGGCUCUGUUUCCGGCGUGUGCGGUUGUUGUUUGUGGCUGUGACAGGCAGUCGUCUAUGGCUCCUAGAUGGUCACAUGCGGCUCUGCUUCUCUUCUGAUCUUCCCUUCUCGGCAUCGUGUUUGGCUCUCCGCGUCGGAGUUGGCUAAUCUCUUACCGGAGCAGCUUCUUUGCGUUUCAUUGUCGAGCAGCUUCAUUGACUCUGAAGUCUGCUCCUUUCAGUCAAGUAAAUGAUCUCUCGGUUCUCGAUUGUCGGAUUUGUUGAGGCGAUUCUCGGGAGUCAUUGUUCGUCUCGGGUCAACAAAUUGUUAAAGCUCGCGUCCGAGUGUCGUUGUGGUUCGUUUGUUCUCUGCGGCAGUGGGCUUGACUUUAUUUGCAGGUGGAUGAGGCUUCAUGACAGGGUGUGGCGAAGGCAUCAACUCGCUUUUUUUGCUUGGUUCGUGGCGGCAAUGGAGGUGGACGUCUCUUGGUAAGAGUUUUUCAUUUUUACGCUCGUCUAGCACUUCAUCGACAGUGACGGUUAUAAGGACGAAGAGUUCAUCGGGAACCAGCUACUCCGGAGACGACACGGGAGUUCCCGGCAUCCGAAGCAACGAGGAGAACCUCACGGUCCCAUGGUCAUCGUUGAUGAUUGAGAACGGCAACCAAUUCCUAAGGAUUUUAAAGACGGUCUGGAGGAAUGUGUCGGGUCUAGUGGGUGGGCGAAGCUAGGUUGUAAUACAUUGAUUUAGGAACUUUUGUUCAAAUCGAUUUUGUAACCGGAUCUGAAUUUGCCGUUUAAUGGGUUGAAUAAUAUUAGUUUCACUAAAAAAAAAAAAAAACUUGUCAGUAUGUAUCUGUACGUGUAUGUGGACCCAUAUCUCUUAAUGGCAUCUGCUAAAGCUGUAAAGCUUUUGCUGCUUAAGAAAAUUAAUAUUAUGAGGAUGGAGAAGCAACAGAGGAACCUUAUCUCUUUAAUUAUAAUUAUUUUUUGAAUCUCUUGAUUCUUCAAUUCUAUUUUAUUACAACUGGUGUAUAGUUAUUUCGCAUUAAUUUUUAGGGUUUUCGCAUUAAAUGAAAAGAAAAGAAUACAUCUCAAGUCUUCUUCCUUUCGAUUUCGUUAUUUUAUUUCCUCUCAUCUCUCUUCACCAUCUUCUAUAUAAAUCGAGAGCGAGGAGUCUUCUAGUAUUCAUAAUAUAUAUACCAAACAAAACAUAUGUAUACACCUCCUCAAUUCCAUCUUUAUUGUUACAUUUGAGAAGAAAACUACCAGAAAUAUAUGGCAUCACAUAUAUAUCUGGUGUGGUUUUCAUAUACACAUGCGUGUAUAUAGGGGAAGGCGUAUGUGACCAAAGUAGUGUGCAGCCAAGGAUGACUUGCCGAUUUAUAAUAUCUUUAUAAAAACUUUGUUAAGAUAUUUUUUUUUUCAAAUUCAUUGGUUUUGAGAAGUUAGGAAUAAUUAGGAUAUACAUUUAUUUCUUUUUUUUUUACAUUUAUUUCGCAUAAAGAAAAUUAACAUGAUCGGCAAGUUGCCCUUGGCUAUACGCUUCUUUGUGUCGCGCAUAGGUGAUCGUGUGGUGGGUAAGAUCACAAGAAGUCAAGCGGAGGAACAAAUUAAGCAGAAUAAAGACAUACUGGGACAAACCUCACGUGGGUUUGAACUGAUCUUCGUUAUACGUGAAAGAACCAAGUAUUUCUAACCAAAACGGAAGAAGAAAAGCUCAAUUCUAUUAUUUAUCUGUGGGGACUGCGCGCGGGUUUGCAUUCUUGUGAGAUAGAUUGUAGGAUGAUUUUACACUUCACAGAUAUACCUAUGUAUCUAUAAUCUAUCCAUUCACCACGUGUUUCUCGGGCUUUUACAUAAAGACAAAUAUGUAUGAUACUGUAUUGUUCAGUGAAAUUAUAUUUUAAA